CAUCGUGUUAUCUAAUCUUAUUUUUUCGCAUUUAACGCUAUCGAGAAUUGAGAAAGAUAAUGGACAUCCAGAUCAACUUAGUACGAAUUCAAUCGUUGAAUUGUGCUGAGCUAACACACAGCAGUGGAGGUCAACCUUUUAGCGCAUAUUACCUUAUUCCCCUAUCGUCAUGCUCGAUAUUCGUCCACUGUCUCCUGAGCUUGCUCAAAAGGCUAGAGAAGAGCUGAACGAAGUACCGGAACGACUAGAGGAGGAUGUAGCGGCGCUUCGUGCAUGGUUGACCAAAUGUCCACACAUCAAGUCCCGCACCGAUGAUCAAUUUCUGGUCAUGUUCUUGCGUGGUGCCAAACACAGUCUUGAGCGGGCCAAGCAAAAGCUGGACUUGUAUUACACCAUUCGUACCGCUUUGCCAGAGUUGAUCAGGAAUCGCGAUCCUCUCAAUGAGAAGUUGGCUGCUUUAAUGAGAAUGGGAUCUGCUAUUCCUUUGCCGUAUACGGAUACUCCGUCGAGUCCACGAAUUUUCCUUAUUCGACCGGGUGCCUACGAUCCCGCCAAAUAUUCUAUUCAAGAUGUGUUCAAAUUCAACUCAAUGAUGGGCGAUAUUAUGAUGAAAGAAGACGAUAACUUGGGAAUUGCUGGGCAAAUGGGUAUUUUGGAUCUAUCCAAUACUACGAUGGCCCAUUUCUUGCAAUUUAAUCCUACUUUUGUGAAAAAGGCCACAAUGUGGUCUCAAGAAGGAUCGCCGUUACGUCUUAAAGGAUUCCACUAUAUCAAUACACCUUCGGGCUUCGAAACUGUUUACAAUUUGUUCAAAUCUUUCAUGACUGAGAAAAAUCGUUCAAGGCUCAUGGUACAUGGCAGCAACAUGGAAUCGUUGUACCAGCAUAUCCCUAAGCGUCUGCUGCCAACGGAGUACGGCGGAGAAGCUGGACCGCUUCAGGAUAUUAUCGACAAAUGGGUUGAAAAGAUAGAGAGCUACAGGGACUUCUUCCUUGAAGACGAACAAUACGGAACCGACGAGAAGAAACGCCCCGGCCGACCCAAGAAUGCAGAGUCGCUGUUCGGAAUUGAAGGAUCAUUCCGUAAAUUGGAAGUCGAUUAAAUGAUGAGAGUAACAGGUGAAGGCUAUGAAAUGGUUAGAAAAAAAUAUGUUUAUUCUUCGUCCGAAAUGC
Molecule: messenger RNA, 1172 nt
Organism: Aedes albopictus (Asian tiger mosquito)
Lineage: Eukaryota; Metazoa; Arthropoda; Insecta; Diptera; Culicidae
Product: retinol-binding protein pinta-like
Exons: 3
Coding region: 170-1102 (310 amino acids)
Cellular component (GO): membrane
Molecular function (GO): phosphatidylinositol bisphosphate binding
Source: RefSeq, a predicted model, not a curated record